Messenger RNA from Sinocyclocheilus rhinocerous, 1522 nucleotides. RefSeq names its product solute carrier family 22 member 13-like. The coding region runs from base 8 to 1444 and encodes 478 amino acids. The transcript has 11 exons. Gene Ontology annotation, molecular function: transmembrane transporter activity. Gene Ontology annotation, cellular component: membrane. The record is from RefSeq and is a predicted model, not a curated record. NCBI's taxonomy places the organism in Eukaryota, Metazoa, Chordata, Actinopteri, Cypriniformes, Cyprinidae. Gene Ontology annotation, biological process: transmembrane transport.
ACCACAAAUGUCGAAUAGGACUGCAUCCGAGUUCUUCAUAGGAGCGCACCUCAGAUGUUUACAGUAUUCAUACACAAACCACCAUUGCAACUCUGACUGGAUCCUUCAGGUGGGUUCCAAUCUGACGAAGGAAGAGCAGCUCAACCUGACUCUGCCGAGGCUCUCGAAUGGCUCUUUCAGUCCCUGUCAGAUGUAUGUGCCCGUGGAUUGGGAUCUGUCUGCUAUCCAGGAAUACGGUCUAAAUGAAACCACCACUUGCACUGAUGGAUGGGUGCAUAAUGAUACUAUUUAUGAAGCAACCAUUGUCACCGAUUUCGAUCUUGUAUGUGACAAUGCAAAUUUGUUUCGGGGAGCACAGACAAUAUUCCUCGCUGGAGUACUAGUUGGAGCUUUCAUUGUUGGUAUUGCUCUUGGAGGAUUUCGGAUCAACAGCAUUAUCCUUGCCACUGAGUGGAUUGGAGUCGCUCAGAGAUCCUUUGCAGCCUGUCUGAGUCAAGUCCUGGCCGCUUUGGGCCAGGUCAUGUUUCUUGCCGUUGUUUAUUAUGUCAGGGACUGGAGACUGGACCAGUUUAUAAUGGCUGGCCCACUUGCAUUUGUGGUCACCUACAUAUGGUUUAUUCCAGAGUCUGCCAGAUGGCUUCUUGUUCGUGGAAGAACUACAGAUGCUAAAGAACUCAUUCAGAAGGCAGCGGCGAUCAACAAACGUACAGUUCCAGACUCAUUAGUGGAGAAGGUCCUAAAUGAAAAGCCUGUUGAAAGGGGAGGUAUAAAAAUCCUUUUUGCUUCCCGUGUGCUCAGGAAAUAUUUCUUAAGCAUUACUUUCGCAUGGUGUGCGCUAAAUCUAGCGUACUACAGCCUCUCUCUGAAUGUGGGGAAGUUUGGCCUUGAUAUUUUUCUCAAUCAACUCAUAUUCGGCCUCUCUGAGAUUCCUGUCCACUUCCUCUGCAUGUGGUCUUUGGAAACGGUUGGAAGGAAGGUGUCUCUGAUGGCUGCCCUCAUAGUAGGAGGGUCCCUCUGUCUCCUGACACUUGCGGUUCCACAAAGUAAUUCCAUCGCCGUCGCUGCUCUUGCCACUUGUGGAAGAUUUCUCAUGAAUGGCGCAGGCAGUAUUUGCAACGUUUAUAUUCAAGAACUCUUCCCCACCUCCAUUCGUCAGACAGCCAUGGGCCUGGGCUCCACUGCAGCACGAGUCGCAAGUAUGUUGGCUCCUGUGGUGAACAUGCUGGAGGUCUACCACUUCACUAUUCCCACUCUGGUGUUAGGCAGCCUGGCACUAGCAAGUGGGAUAACGGCCUUCCUGCUUCCUGAGACCAGACGCACUGAGCUGCCUGGUUCAACAGAGGAGGCAGAGGGCAAGAGAGAAACUAACACACUAUCCCUCUAUUUCUCAAAAGGCAACCAAAAAUGGCUUACUCUGCACCUGGAGAUUGUGAAGACAUCAUAGCAACCAAGUUAUAACCUUGUCUUUGUGGCUAGUGUUAUUAUUCUGUUUAACGGUUUACAUUGUAGUGAUAUGUAGAAA